Molecule: messenger RNA, 3131 nt
Organism: Ostrinia nubilalis (European corn borer)
Lineage: Eukaryota; Metazoa; Arthropoda; Insecta; Lepidoptera; Crambidae
Exons: 9
Coding region: 297-1793 (498 amino acids)
Molecular function (GO): carbohydrate binding
Source: RefSeq, a predicted model, not a curated record
CCGCCCGCGCACCACGCGCCGUCGUCCCAUUCGAAUUUCGAACUUCGAAGUUCGCGCAUCUGUGCAACUUGUGUUCGUGAUUUCAGUAAAACAGUUCGUUUAAUGCCGUGAACGUGUUAAUGGAAGUUUGAUUUGAAUUUUGGAUUGCGUGGAAUGAUUUUGUUAAAGUGCACGCUUUGAGGAUUUGGUUCGGACAUAUCGGGUUCCCUCCGUGCGUGAACACCGGAGGGACAUGGUCGUUAACACGUUCGCGUCUCGGACGUGCGGCGACGUGGGCGCAUGACGGCUGACGCAAGAUGGCGCGCGCGAGCUUGAUGGUGGUGCUAUGCGCUGCAAUGUUUCCCGUGCACCGGGCAGAUAACCUUGAACUCCUUCUCGGCACCCUCCGCACGCACCAAAAGGCUGCCUGCGACGAGGAGAUGGUGACCCUCAUCUGCCCUCGAGGGACCACCAUCAGCAUCCAAGUGGCGCAGUACGGCGCGUCUGCCUCCCAGAGUUCCUGUGCAUCAGAGCUGGCUGAGUACCAGCCGGUGGCUGUCGAAGUGGUGGGAGACACGUCGUGUGCGUGGCCUAGCGCUUUGCAGUAUUCCUUGUUGCAGACGGUGGUGGAAGCGUGUCAGAAGAAGCGGCAGUGCAAGUUUCAUACAAGCCCCAAGGCGUUCGGGGUCGACCCCUGCCCCGGGUCGAGGAGGUUCGUGGAAGUCGCCUACAAAUGCCGUCCUUAUGAAUUCCGGAGUAAAGUCGGCUGUGAGAACGACGUCCUUCAUCUCAGCUGUAACCCACACUCAAGAGUCGCCAUCUACUCGGCGCAGUAUGGGCGGACGGAGUAUGACUCCAUACAGUGCCCGCAGCCUAGAGGAAUGAUGGAAGAAACAUGCCUGGAGCCGUACGCCACGGAGACAGCGAUGCGGGAGUGCCACGGAAAGAGGAGGUGCGUCCUCUCAGCAGACAGCAACAUGUUCGGAAAGCCCUGCAGAGUCGGCAGCAGAACCUACCUAAAAGUCGUGUACACCUGUGUUCCCCGCACGGUCCUGAAGGAGAGAUACGAAAGUGCUCCAGAGGAGGAUGAGGUCGCCCAUGACGUGUCUGAUAUUGAACACGAAGAUGUCGAUGAUUCCGGUGACCGGUGGUGGGUGGAGUCAGCAGUGCCUCCAGCCCCAGCGGUAGCAGCUGUGCCUCCUCAGAGACCUUCGAUGUCCACCAGCAUCAACGCCACAAGCAUCAUCAGAAACUCUCCUUCAGCAUCACCACCAAGACACCACCUCUCGAAAGAUGAACCGUUCGACAUGAUGUAUGUCUACAUCAUAGCAGCUGUUGCCGUCUCGCUCCUCCUCUGCAGUAUGGUAGGUGUAGUCCGAUGUCUGGUACACAGGAGAAGCAUAGAACAGCCUAAAGGCCCUGACGUCUCAGCCACCACAGAAAUCCCCAACGGAUUCAACGACAGCAUAUCAGAAGUUGACAAUGACAUCAACAUCACCAGCUUAUCAGGUCCAGUCGACACCGUCGACUCCGGUCUCAAACCUGAGAUGCAGUUCACAAAUGUCGCUCUCAGCCCCAAGAUUAACAGAUACGUCGGCAGACCAGUCCCCAACACGUACCCACACGUCAGUACCAACAUGUACGGACAGGUCGCCGAAUACCCUAUAGAAAUGCCACUCCGAACCAUGCCCCAUGGGACGUUGGGACGUGGAGUUGCCGUCAAAACCCUACCUAGAGUGCAAGUGCAAAACGAAACCGACCCUAACACCCGGAGUUUAUAUCGAUAUUCGAACGCGCAGUACUACUUCGGGUGACAACAAGACAAUGCCCAGUGUUCGGACGUAUCGAGGACUUACUGUUUCUAGUUCAGUCGUAGUGAAGUGUAAAUAGACUAGACGUUUGUAAUGUCCUACUUUUAAUACGGAAACUGUGAUAUUAAUUGAAACUUUCCUAUUAACGGGCCGUUCGUGAAAUAUGGACACGGGAGGCGGUGCUACAGGCCGUGAAUCAGUUACGUCUUGUCGUUAGUGAGGGGAAGCACUCGAGUCUUCUUAAUUAAUUCCUUGACUUUACUCUUAAUUAUUGAGUUUAGAAAUCGUAUUUUAAUAAUAAGAGAAUUCCAAUUCGAAUACGAGUUAUUUACCAAUGUGUGCAAUUUCGUAUGCGAAUCGCAGUUCCAAUACUUCAAAAAUAUAUCUUCAAGUCUUUCGUGACUGACAAAUUACAUCUUUUGUUUUUGGUUUAACUUCUUCUGAUAAUUUAAGACUCAUUUCAGUAAUUCAGUGAACAUAAAACUGUUUAUCGAUAAUGGCAUAAAUACUCGAGUGCGUCCCAACACUACUUGUCGACCUUUGUCUAGAAGUUACACCUCUAAUGACCGUAGUUAAAAAAGUUCUCCGGGAAGUUGAAUCGGGGUAUAUUCUCCUUUUGUGAAGUAAAAACUGCGGGUAGUCGGAAGUUAGCGUUUCGACUCCAAUUUUAAAUGGUAUUUUACGUUAACCUCUUCACUCUCGUUAGCUUUUCAUGAAAUAUAUUUCAUUGUUGGUUUGUUAUUAAAUAACAGAUUGUUAAAUUAUUUCAAAACCCUUUUGUGUAAGUAAAAAAAUUACGUAAGUUGACGUUACAUUGUGUAAAAUGAAAGUUACGUUACUUAAAAUUAACGUUAGAUUUUCUUAAAUGAUUUGAAAAGCGACUUCUUGUGUCCAUGGUUUCAAAAUACUAUAAGAGUUGAGAUGUUGUGAAAAUAAUUUAUGAUUGGUUAAAAUUUAGUGUUAUAGUUUAAACUAAGUUUAAAUAGUGGUUUUAUGCAAACGUGUUGUAUGAAUAAAUAAGACAGCAAUAAGUUUGUCUGAAACCAAAUCAAUUAUUACUAAAGAUGCCUAAAUUUUAAAUUGUUUGGUAACGAUAGCGAAUUUAAAUAAGUUUACGUUGGUUUUUAUAAAACUGUAAAAUUUUGUUUAUAAAGCAUUUGUUUAGAAUCAUUUUACAAAAAUGACGGUAUGUUUGAACAUAAUAAUAAAAUGUUUUCUAAAUGACUGACUAUAUGCCUAUCCAAAUCACGUUAGUUGGUAUUUUUAAGUAUGAAAAUAAUCUGUGUACAGAUAAAUUUUUAUGUGGUACAUUGAUUUAAUAAAGUUAAUGCACAAAAUGUA